Molecule: messenger RNA, 2562 nt
Organism: Nipponia nippon (crested ibis)
Lineage: Eukaryota; Metazoa; Chordata; Aves; Pelecaniformes; Threskiornithidae
Source: RefSeq, a predicted model, not a curated record
AUGAGCGGAGGCAUGGCCCAGCUCCUGACGGCUCUCUUCAUGGCGGUGGCAGCAGCGAUGGGCUACCCAUCACGGCGGUCUGCCACCGACCUGGAUGCCACCCCCAGGACAACGGUCACCUUUGACGAGCUGUCAGGCGUCCGGCGCUUCAGCGCGCACACCCUCAACUACAGCACCCUGCUGCUGGAGGACGACCGGGGCAUCCUCUACGUGGGUGCCAGGGGAGCCAUCUUCGCCCUCAACUCCAGUGACGUGGCCAACGGCUCCCACCGCACGAUCCACUGGGAAGCCUCCCCGGAGAAGCAGAUGGACUGCCUGCAGAAGGGCAAAAACAACCAGACCGAGUGCUUCAACCACGUGCGGUUUCUGCAGAGGCUGAACGGCACCCACCUCUAUGCCUGCGGGACCUACGCCUUCCACCCACUCUGCGCUGCCAUCGAUGCCAACAGGUUCACGUUGCCGUCCCACUUUGAGGAAGGCAAGGAGAAGUGCCCGUACGACCCUGCCCGUGGCUACACUGGCCUCAUCGUGGACGGCGGCUUGUACACGGCCACGCGCUACGAGUUUCGGAGCCUUCCCGACAUCCGGAGGAACCUGUACCAGCGGCCGCUGAAGACGGAGGAGUCCCCGCUGCACUGGCUGAAUGAUGCUGAGUUCGUGGCCUCUGUGCUGGUCCGGGAGAGCAAGGACAGCCCCGUGGGUGAUGAUGACAAAAUCUACUAUUUCUUCACGGAGCGGGCAGGCGAGGAGACGACAUCCUUCUUUGACAAGAGCCAGGUGGCCCGAGUGGCCCGGGUGGCCCGUGUCUGCAAGAGCGACGUGGGGGGGAAGAAGAUCCUGCAGCGCAAGUGGACGUCCUUCAUGAAGGCGCGCCUGGUCUGCUACAUCCCCUACUAUGAGGUGCUGCGCAGCGUCUGCAGCCUGGACGGGGGCGGCUGGGCCAGCACCGUCUUCUAUGCCACCUUCACCCUCUCGGCACAGUGGAGGACCAUGGAGGCCUCGGCCGUAUGCCGCUACAGCAUCUCGGCAGUGCAGCACGCCUUCGAGGGCCCCUACAUGGAGUACCAGGACUCGGCUCGCAAGUGGUCCCGCUACGACGGUGCGGUGCCUGAGCCCCGGCCUGGCUCCUGCAUCACGGACCGCUCCCGCAGGAAGGGCUACAACUCCUCGCAGGACCUGCCCAACAGCGUCCUGGACUUCGUCAAGCUGCACCCACUCAUGUUCGAGGAGGUGAAGCCGGCCGGCGGGGAGCCGCUGCUGGUGAAGAAGAGCGUGACGUACAGCCAGCUGGCCGUCGACAGGGUGCGGGCCCUCGAUGGCCACUCCUACGAUGUACUCUUCAUGGGGACGGGGGACGGCUGGAUCCACAAGGCCGUGGUGCUGGGCUCCGGCAUCCACAUCGUGGAGGAAGUGCAGGUGUUCAGGGACCCGCAGCCUGUGGAGAGCCUGGUGAUCUCCCACGCCCAGAGGAGCCUGUACGUGGGGGCAGCUAGUGGGAUCCUGCAGGUGCCCCUGGCCUCCUGCGCCAGGUACGCUUCCUGCUACGACUGCAUCCUCGCCCGGGACCCCUACUGCGCCUGGGACGGCAGGGCCUGCCGCGCCACCGCCACCGCCGCCGCCGACAGCACGGGGCUGGUGCAAGACAUUCAGAGCGGCAACGGGGGAUGCCGGAGCAGCUCUGGGCGGGGUGAGUCCGUGGUGCGUGUCCCCGCAGGCUUCCUGCCGUCGAAGAAUCGGACGGUGCUGCAGGGUGAUGACGUGCUGCUGCCCUGUGACCAGCGCUCCAACCUGGCCCGAGCCGUCUGGCUGCUGAACGGCAGCGAGGUGCCGGGCCCGGGGCAGGACCGGCUGCGCGUGGGGGUGGACGGGCUGCUGGUGACAGACACGCUGCCCCAGCACAGCGGCGAGUACCGCUGCUACGGGGAGGAGCGGGAUCUCCGGACGCUGCUGGCUGCCUACAGCCUCACCGUGCUGCCCGAGCUGCCCCGCGGCCCCACGGCCAUCCCCCGGCCCCACGCUGCCAGCCAGGCAGCCAGCGACAUGACGGUGGCUUACAUCUCUGCCAUCGUCGCCUUGGUGGUGCUGUGCGCCGUGCUCAGCACCGUCCUCCUCUACGUGUCCUGCCUGGAGAAGCGUAAGGGCAAGUAUGUCCUGGGGGAGCCGCGGCCAGCCAGCGUGGAGCUGCAGACUGUCUCGGCCAACUGCCUGCGCAAAGGCCGCCGGGAGGAGGAGGAGGAGGAGGAAGAGCUCGCCUACCCCGACGGCUGCCUGCGAAUCAUCCCCGGCGAGGCGCCCACGGCUGCCACCUCCCCCGUCAAGGAGCUGCCAGCUGCCGUGCCCCCGCUACCGCCACCGCUGCCGGCCGAGCUCACCACCGGCGUGGGGGCUCUGCCCAACGUCCUCCGCAAGAUGAAUGGCAACAGCUACAUGCUGCUGCAGCAGCAGGAGGAGCCGCUGGCCUCGCCGCUCUACAGCGCGUCCUUCACCGAGGAGCUCAGCAAGAUCCUGGAGAAGCGGAAACACACGCAGCUGGUGGAGAAGCUGGACGAGAGCUCCGUGUAG